Messenger RNA from Protopterus annectens (West African lungfish), 1767 nucleotides. RefSeq names its product trifunctional nucleotide phosphoesterase protein YfkN-like. Gene Ontology annotation, biological process: nucleotide catabolic process. Gene Ontology annotation, molecular function: hydrolase activity. The transcript is spliced from 8 exons. Bases 1 to 1767 code for a protein of 588 amino acids. NCBI's taxonomy places the organism in Eukaryota, Metazoa, Chordata, Ceratodontiformes, Protopteridae. The record is from RefSeq and is a predicted model, not a curated record.
AUGGAAUACACCAUUCUAGAGGCAAAAGUGGCCUGCAAAACCAUGGGUCCAGAGAUUCUUUCUCUGGUACCUCCUAUCAGAGCUCCUGAACGGAGAUUUGCUGCUGCUUUAAAGAGCUUCAAGUCACUGAACCCAUUAAUACUUUUCAGUGGAGACUGUUUAAGUCCCUCACUUUUAAGUACGACUACAAAAGGCAAACACAUGAUUCCAAUUCUGAAUGCGCUUGGAGUUCACAGUGCAGUAUUUGGAAAUCAUGAAUUUGAUUUUGGUCUAGAUGUUUUAGAAGAUUUUAAAAGAGAAACACAAUGUACUUGGUUUCUUAGCAAUGUGUAUGAUAAAAUAUCAUCUGAGCCCCUUGGCCAUGGUGUUGUGAGUCGGGUUAUUGAAUGGAAUAAUUUGAACAUAGGUCUGAUGGGACUAGUUGAAGAAGAUUGGCUGGAUACCUUAAACACUGUUGAUAAAUCAGAUCUGCUCUAUUUUGAUUAUGUAGAGGUCGCUUCAAAACUGUCAAAGGAACUUAGAAAUAAAGGAGCCGAAAUUAUUAUUGCUUUAACUCAUAUGAAGUGGAGUAAUGAUAUCAGGCUGGCACGGGCAGCUUGUGGACUAAAUCUGGUGCUUGGGGGCCAUGACCACAGUUAUGGUGUCAUUGAUGAAAAUGGAAUCUUAAUUGUCAAAAGUGGCUCUGAUUUUCGAAGUCUGACAAAGAUUGAUAUUUCAAGAAGCAAUAAUUCAUUUCAGUAUGCAACUCAGAAAAUAGAUGUUUUAAGUGAUCUAGAUGAAGAUAUUAAUGUGAAAGCUAUUGUUGGGGAAUAUAUUGCAAAUCAGCAGCCCAUGCUGAAAGAGGUACUUUUUCAAACAGACAUAGAGCUAGAUGGACGUUAUACCACAGUAAGAAAAUCAGAAAGCAAUCUGGGAAACCUGAUUACCAAUGCGAUGCUGGAAACCACUCAUGCUGAAAUAGCACUUCUGAAUUCAGGUACUUUACGAUCAGAUCGUGUGCAUCCUGCUGGAAAUUUUACAGUUUAUGAUCUCCUCACAAUUCUUCCAUUGGUUGACUUAGUUGUGGUGCUAAAGAUUACAGGAAAUCAGCUAUUAAAAGCACUAGAAAAUGGAGUGAGCAGAUAUCCAGAACUGGAUGGAAGGUUCCCUCAAGUGGCAGGAAUAGAAUUCGGAUUUGAUCCAGAUGCACAACCAGGCCAUCGAGUUGCUGUAAACUCAGUACAGGUUCAAGGGCAGGACUUAAUUAAAUGUAAACUGUACCACCUUGCUGUUAAAGAAUAUAUUGCAAAGGGAAAAGAUGGAUAUACAGUGUUUCAGAGUUGCCCUUGGCUGUAUGAUAUAGAAGCUGCACAGGUACUUUCCACAAUUGUCAGAAACCACUUUGAAUCCACUACAAUAGUAUGGGGCCUCACAUGUAGCAGAUCAGUACGUCGCAUGCGAUUGAUAAAAAAGUCUCAAUCAGCGUCAGUAAAAGAUUUAGAGUUACUGAAAUUGUUAAUCUUUACUUUCACGCAAUCUGUAUCUGUUGGUGUCACUGUGUCUAAACUUGGAUCUGUGGAUGUUGCCCAGAUAACAAAGUCAGUGAACUUGCACUGUGACAAAAGUGUUGACUGUAUCUCACAAAAGAUAAACACAACAGUUUGCAGCCACAGACAGUGUUGUAGAUUGACAGCUUGGUCUGCUAGUGCAGAGGCAGGACGUCAAACUACAGUGCUAGCAUUCCUUGUUCAGUUAUUGGAUGGUAGAAUAGGGGGAAGGUGUAGCUGA